AUGGUGUCUAACUGCGCCACGUGCGCCGAAACCGGGGUGCAGCGCUCGGAGCCCAUGCUGCCGUCAAUCACUCCAACUCGGCCCUGGGAAGAGCUGGGCAUUGCUUUUUUUCACCUGAACGGCCAAGACUACGUACUUCUGGUGGAUUACCGGUCACGCUUUCCGAAAGCCAUCAGCCUACGCUCGACUACAGCACCUGUUGUCAUUAACACCAUCAAGAGCGUUUUCGCGCGCCAUGGGAUUCCGAGACUGGUGAGCAGCGAUGACGGUCGUCAGUUUGCUGCAAGCAGGUUCUCCGCCUUCGCUGAGCCCUACGGCUUCCGCCACGUCACCAGCAGCCCCCAUAUUCCACAGUCGAACGAAGAGGUGGAACAGAUGGCGCCUGCAGACCUGGGUGACGAAGACUUCCGGAGGCGCCAAGCAUCCGACUUCAACAGAAGACAUGCCGCUCGCACACUGCGGCCCCUUAAGGCCGGCCAGCAGGUCUGGGUGCAGGAUGUCAACUCCCCCGCGACAUUCUCGUGGCCAGCUCAACGCCCGCGCUCCUACGUGGUGGAGACUCCGACGAGUGUACGCCAGCGCAACCAGAUGCACCUGGUACCAACGACGGGACGUCCUGCGCAAUGCACUAACAGGCCGCCUAGAACUCCCGUGGCGGCCCGGAACAGUACCGCGUCGCCUCACGAAAGCACCUCCACUGCAGAGGCACCUCCUGGUUUUACUUCUACGCCACUCGUCUCAAGGUUUGGCACAAAGAUCCGCAGGCCGAAAAGGCUCGACCUAUGA
Messenger RNA from Rhipicephalus sanguineus (brown dog tick), 786 nucleotides. RefSeq lists its product as uncharacterized. The record is from RefSeq and is a predicted model, not a curated record. Lineage: Eukaryota; Metazoa; Arthropoda; Arachnida; Ixodida; Ixodidae. The transcript has 2 exons. Gene Ontology annotation, biological process: DNA integration. The coding region runs from base 1 to 786 and encodes 261 amino acids. Gene Ontology annotation, molecular function: nucleic acid binding.